This is a messenger RNA of Bubalus bubalis (water buffalo), 548 nucleotides long. It is a transcript of the gene RBIS, whose product is annotated as ribosomal biogenesis factor. Gene Ontology annotation, cellular component: nucleolus. Bases 188 to 490 code for a protein of 100 amino acids. Gene Ontology annotation, biological process: ribosome biogenesis. The record is from RefSeq and is a predicted model, not a curated record. Lineage: Eukaryota; Metazoa; Chordata; Mammalia; Artiodactyla; Bovidae. The transcript is spliced from 5 exons.
CCUGAGGAGGCCCUUUGACAGGCCCUCUCAUCCCGGAACUUCCGGGUCUCGCGCGUGCAGAUGGCGUUACCUGGAACCUGAGAGGCUAUACGAGGGUGUUGGAGGCUUGGAGUACUAUUAGGAUUCGGGAAGCUUUGCCGUUUCUGUUGUUUCCUGAAGUUUGACAUUGAAGGAGAGAUACAAUACAAUGGCCAAGAACAAACUAAGAGGGCAGAAGUCCAGGAAUGUAUUCCACAUAGCCAGCCAAAAAAGCUUUAAGGUUAAAAAUAAAGCAAAACCAGUUACCACUAAUCUUAAGAAGAUAAACAUUGUGAAUGAUGAAAAAGUUAACAGAGUGAAUAAAGCUUUUAUAGAUAUACAGAAGGAACUGGCAAACUUCUCAAAAGGCCUUUCCCUUGAACCUCUGCAGAAACAACUGAUACCUCAGCAGUGUCAUGAAAAUGUAUCAGUUAAUGUUGAUGAAGCUACAAGAUUGAUGGCUCAGUUGUAAUAUACCAAUGAUGCAUCAAAUUCCCCAAAAAGACCAAUAAAUUUAAUCUUUUAUACAA